CUAAUGGAUUUUGGCUGGGAAUGAAGGAGAGGGGAGAAGGGAAGGAGAGGAGAGCGGGUGGUCAAAAGAAAAGUUGGCGGGGCAAAGAAAGCUAAGUAAAUUUUGCGAUGCAGUUGUAAAAAUGUUGCCUGCAACUUGCAACUGCUGCUGCUAUAUAAUCUCAUAAAAUAUUUAAAUCAAGCAAUAGUUUAACAUUAACAACCCUUCAGACAGGGCCAGGCGACAAGCAUCUCAGCCAGAUGGAGCUAGGACCUUGGCAGCACAAAAGGAAAUUAAAACGAAAGGAUAUCCAUAUAUGAUUUAAAUUGGCAACUGAGUGUAACACAUACGGAUACGUAACGAAGGAGAAGAAGAAGUACCAGAAGGAGUAGAAGAGAGAGAGAGACAUGGAUAAAGUGUGUGUAUGAAAUGAAAUAAACACAAGUUACAUUAAUUACUCUAAUUAAACAAAAUGCUACAGAUAUUCAUCAUCGUCGUCGUCUGCUUUGCCUUGCCUUUGCCCCUCUUCCUUAUUUGACAUGGGAAACAAAUUCCAGGAUAUCUAUUUGCCAGCAUCUGAUAGCCAAGUUUUAUGUCGUUGCCCGAAGAGCUCCGGAAAGAGACAUCGACGACGACGACGACAUUGGCAACGGGUUACAAGUUCAACAAAACUCUUGCUGCAGCUGGUAAAAGUUUUACUUUUAAUUACUUUGUGUUCAUCAUUAGUGCCGGGCGGUGUGGCAAAGCGGGCACGUAAAUCAUCACAUGGCAAACGUUUCGUCAUCCAUGUGCCGCUGAAGAUACGUACCCAUCAUCACAUGCACACGGUGUAUACCCAUUUGCAGGGAGGGGGCGGAGAAGGGGGUGGAAAGAAUUCUCAUGGAGGUGGUGGUGGUGGUGAUAGCUCCAAGGGUGCCACCAAACAGACAAUCUAUAAAAUAAUGGGUUAUUCGACUCAUCACACCAGUGCGGGGCCAGGUGGAGGAGGAGGCGGCGGAGGUGGCCGUGGUCGUGGCUUUGGCCAUGGUUAUGGCCACAGUUUUAGACAAGGUCACCGUGGUGGUGGCGGCCCCGCUGAAGGUUAUGGUGAAAUUAAUUACGAUGAUUACCCCAAUACUAGUUGUGCCAGUGGAGGUGGUGGCGGAGGAAUUCCCGAAGACUCCCUUGCCCAUGGCGACAUGAUAUUCAAUCAUUAUUCCAGACAGGACGAUGAAGAUGAUUAUCCCGAUUUAGAAGAACUAAUCGAAGAGGAGGAUGAACAUGAGGGUGAUGAAUGGUUGGAAUAGCAACUAAUCAAUGUUUAUUGAUUUCCCAUGGACGUGUGCUAUCGAACUUACUCUAUAUUCCUUUGGUGAGAAUAUGUUAUAGUUACCUAGAAAGAGAGAAAAAAGGAAUGGAAAAUAAUUUAUUGAAACGGAUAAGG
Messenger RNA from Musca domestica (house fly), 1402 nucleotides. RefSeq names its product keratin, type I cytoskeletal 10. The coding region runs from base 519 to 1265 and encodes 248 amino acids. NCBI's taxonomy places the organism in Eukaryota, Metazoa, Arthropoda, Insecta, Diptera, Muscidae. The transcript has a single exon. The record is from RefSeq and is a predicted model, not a curated record.